AUGGAGAAGUUUUAUAAAAUGGAUCUUAUGAAUAAGCAAAGAGAGAAGAAUCAAGCCUCCACUAUCCACCACCUUGAGACUCAAAUUUCGCAAAUGGCAAUUGCACUCCAAGGAAGAACUCAAUGUGGAUUUUCAUCCACUACGGAAAACAAUCCAAGGGAGCAACUCAAAGCGGUUAAACUUCGAAGUGGGAGAAACCUUGAAAAAUCGAAUGGCAAGAGGCAUAGAGUGGAAGAAGAGGAGCCUAAUGUUGAGGCAAAUGUUGCUAGCUCUAGUCAAGAGCUACCCACGGUUAGUGAGGAGGUUGUGAUUGAAGUAGAGGAGCCUUAUGUCAGAUCACCUUCAUUUAUUCCAUUUGUUCCUAAGGUUCCAUUUCCGAGUCGGUUAAGAAAGGCACCGGAUAACCACAAGUUGCACAAUUGUAGCCCAAUCAUCUUGAGCUAUUUACCGGCAAAGUUGAAAGAUCCAGGGAGUUUCACUAUACCUUGCACAAUUGGAAACAUGAAUUCUAUAAAUUUUUUAUGUGAUUUGGGUGCUUGCAUCAAUCUUAUGCCUUUGUUUCUUUUCUGGACGCUUUUUAGAGACCAGCCCAUGAAUAACACCUCGAUGGUACUCCAAUUAGCCGACCACUCUUUGAAGAAACCAUUCAGAAUAUUUAAAGAUGUGCUUGUGAAGGUGGAUAAGUUUAUAUUUCUGGUUGAUAUUGUCAUCUGA
This is a messenger RNA of Mercurialis annua (annual mercury), 714 nucleotides long. RefSeq lists its product as uncharacterized. The transcript is spliced from 2 exons. Bases 1 to 714 code for a protein of 237 amino acids. The record is from RefSeq and is a predicted model, not a curated record. NCBI's taxonomy places the organism in Eukaryota, Viridiplantae, Streptophyta, Magnoliopsida, Malpighiales, Euphorbiaceae.